Messenger RNA from Seminavis robusta, 3470 nucleotides. The record is from the annotation of a GenBank genome assembly. NCBI's taxonomy places the organism in Eukaryota, Bacillariophyta, Bacillariophyceae, Naviculales, Naviculaceae.
CGGUAGCAGGUUCUCAGUCCAGCAACGCAACCGUGACCUUCUGACGAUCAUUGGUGUUACAGUUCGAGUUGCUGGAUCUUCAGAUGGCAUGACAUGUAUGUACCAGUCACGCGGCAGGAGCGCCAUGGUCGCUGGUAGUAGAGUGUAGCUACCAUUCUCCUCCCAGCAUUGUCAUCCAUGUGAGUAUUCUUAGUUAGAUCAAGGCAUUGUGUGUACUUGGCUGAAGCUAGCCACAUGGUCAGUUCCUUGGCAUCUUUGGCCUCACCGGUACCGUACCUAUAUGCAUUGCGUACCGGCUCGGGAAGGUCCCCAGCGCCUUUCAAUAUGUCCGGCACCGCUGUGUCCCCAGCAUUGCUUGCUUCCAUUUUGUUCCGAUUUCCUUUUCCUUUCCAGAUUAGUUAGAUCAAUGCAUUACAUACAUGUACAUGUACUUGGCCAGAGCCAGCUAGCUAGCCACACGGCCAAUUCCUUGCCACCUUUGACCUCACCGGUACCGAACCCACCGGUACCAGUAGAACCGCUGGUGCCGCCGGUAUCGGUGUGUCAGCAUGCCAACAGCUCCACUAACUUGUGUUCAAGAAUGCAGUCCUGUUGCGAAAAAACAUUCUUGUAAGUGGAGGCGAGCCCGCUCGUAGGUUAAAAAAUGACGGUCGUUAACUCCAUUGGUUGACAAGACGUUCUGCUUGUAGGAAUUCACUGUGCUGCAGUCCAAUUUUGUGUUGCCAUGCUCGGCAUUCACAUCCUGUCUAUUGGAGGGAGUUUCUUCUUUGUUUUCGGCUCUUUUUCUUUCUCUUGGAUUGAGGUCGGAGCAGGCAGUUGACUGAGAGUGGACAACGAAUGUAUGGAAGGCAUUGAUGGCAGUGCUAGGUAGUUGUGGAUGGACACGUUGAUACAUCUAUUCAUCACUCUCUGUUAUAUAUCAUAGAAGUGUAGAUAGAUAGAUUGAUUGAUUAUCUAUCUUGCUACAGUACAGAACCAUGAUGCUCUGUGGUAACAUUCCAAUGUCCACCAGGACACCAUCGUCCUCGGACUAUGACAACAACAACAAUACCACUGGCAAUACUACUAGUAAUGGUAGCAAUGCUGCUGCCAAAGCCCAACGUCAAGCAGCCGCGAGAACCGCUGCUGCCAAGAGCAAAUCGAAACUGUGGGGUCCUUCUCAUUCCUUUGACAGCGACGAUGAGGAAGAAGGUACUGGUCAAUUAGGUGCCCGUCCUCGACAAGCUGCCAGUGGUUGGUGGGAUACCGUCAACAAAGCGUGGACCGACUUGGGACACUCGGCCCAAGAGGUGGUCAAUAGCAGUACUUGGUCAGCAGCAGCAGCAACCGCCACUACUAGUAGCGCACCCGUCAAACGCAGUCGAUCGAGUUUGGUAGUCAAGAAACCCAUGGCAGGAAUCCCGGAAGAACAAGAAGCAGACGAAGACUCGACAGAUCCAUCCACUCAGGAAGACUCACAUGAAAAUAAUACCAACAGCAACAGCAAUACCAACAACCAGCAUCAUGGGACAUCACAUGAUGGAAGGAAUGCUGCAUCGCAGGCUACCACUAGUGGAUUCAGCAGUACUGCCAAUGGCAAUCAUCGCAACAUGUCCAGAGGCUCUUCCAGAGCUACCUGGUCCACCAGUCCACCACAAGAUAACACUUCAGCAGCGGCUUCCACAUCACCGCUCAAUACCAGUGCCGAAAAUGUAGCCAAUAAGGUCGAAGAAUGGACCGACUUGUUCAGCAAUGCGUGUGGAGCUGCCAGUCCUUGUUCCGCACAAGAUUUAGAAGAACUAUUUGGAAAACAACAAAGAAGACACACCAAGCAACAGCCAGCUGGUUUGGGAAUUGCGCCCAUGAGACUCGAUGAUGAGGAUGAGGAAGAAGAUGAUAAUAUUCUCAUGCAUACAUGUCAUACCAUCAAAAACACUAGUCUUAACCUUUCCACAGAGCUGAAACCGCUACCGGAACUACCGCGACGGCAACAACCGCAACAACAACAACAAGUACCACCCCCACCCCAGCGAACACUCAGUGAAGAAUCACCGGCCGAGAGACGACGACAACGUGCGGCUGUGAGACGACAAUGUCACGAAGAUGCCGCUCGGUCCGUGUCGGGACAAUCCACACAACAGCAACAGUCACCGGCUCAUGAAGACUUUGAAGUCACGUCCCAACAACGGGUACUGAUUACACAACCCACCACCACUUCGGUAUUGCAAUCACAGUCACAACUACCACCACCCUCGGAGAAUGUAUUGCAAUACACACCGCCACCAUCACAACAACAAACGUCUGACCCCUUGCCAUUGGAAACAUUGUUAGUCAGAGAAGACGAAGCUGCUGCUUUGGAGCGAUCCAUUAGCGAACUCACCAUGCGAAGUUCCUAUCAAGGAGAAGUGACGCGGACCAAUGGACGACCUGCUGCUCCCGAUCAACGACGCAUGGCAUAUUAUGCCGUGGGACGUCAUCAUCGGCUCAACGCCGGAACCCGCUCCGGCGGCAAUCGACGGUGCUACUUCAGUGGCAAACUCAUCUUUGGUGGAGCCCCCUUUUAUGCCGGAAUUGUCCAACAAGGUUUGCGGACGUUGGUGGUCUUUUGCUUGCCGUCGGCGUUGGGCAUGCCUCAUAACUUGCCCGCAUUUCAUCAAGCCAGCGCCCCCAAGAGACGGCCCAGUUGUGGGGGUGCCACCGGUUCCAGCAGUGGAACCAGGGGAGGACUCUUGCAACGGUCCCGACGAACGCUCAGUUCGGCCGCGUCGGGAAGUAUUCAACUGUCCAAGUCACCCUCCAAGCUCAGUUCCACCAUUAAUCUGGACGACAUGUCGUUGAGUAUUGAAGGAGAUAUCGAUCCCAACUGGAACUUGGACAAGGACUUUUUGCUCAGCAUUUUGCCCAAUCCGUCGGAUGAAGUACUGGCGGAAAUGAACCAACGGUAUCCGGAACAGUUUGAAACACUCCCCGUGCAAGUGCGUCAUGCGUCUUGUUGGAGACUCUUUGUCAAGUUUUGUUUCUUUAGUGGCCUGCCCAUUGCCGAGGGAGAAUUGCACUAUCAAGUGCGACCGUCCUUGGCACUGGAACUGUACGGAGAAGAGAUUGUACUGAGUCAUGAUGUCAUGGAAGCGGUGAAUGGUGCUUCCAGUGCGGAAAUCUUGAAACUACCCAAUCGCAAGACUUUUCGGUAUCUCAAGAAGCAUUAUCCACAGCAGAGUCAAAAGUUGCCAGAUAUUGUCUUUGAACGGGCUUCGUGGGAACAAGUCAAAGCCGAGGUGUGACAGGGCAGGAGGUUUGGAACCACGAUGCAAAGAGGCUCGUGAAGGAGUACACUACAUACGAUGCAAAAGCAAUGCUUGAAAACAGUACAUGUUGUAGCAAAACGUAGCAAUCAUAAUAACAUGUAAUCGUUGCAUCCAUCAUAAUAUACACUACAGCAUGACAUACGCUAGAAAACUACAAAGAUCAAUCGAUCGAGCCGAAACCUGGUU